CAACAUUUGUAGCUGUUUCUCUCCUUUCUUCCGCAGCGCUGGAUGUUCGGCUGAAGAGGGAGGAAAGCUGGAUGGAUGCAGGGCUCUGUCUCGUCUUCCCAAAGGCAGCAGCAGAGGGACUGGCUCUCUGCUCUCCUCCCCCAAAUUCCAAGGGAGGAGCUUGAGGGCCCUCCAGCCCCGAGGAAGGAUCGCGAGAGCUUAAAAGGAGUAGGACCCUCCUUGCCUUGCCUUUCCCUCCGCAGCCAAACCAUCAUGGAUCGCAGGAGGGCUGUCUCCGCUUUCAUGGCCAUCCUCGCUCUCUGGAUGAUGGGAGAUGCAGUGGCUGCAGAAAAGGAGCCCGGCUCUGUGGAUCCAGGCAAACUCCUGGUAUUGACGGCUGCCACUGAGGAGACAGAGGGCUACCAGCGCUUCCUGCGGACUGCCAAAUAUUUCAACUACACUGUCAAGACUCUUGGCCUAGGUGAAGACUGGAAAGGAGGGGAUGUAGCCCGGACAGUUGGUGGAGGACAGAAGGUCCGUUGGUUGAAGGCUGAAAUGAAAAAAUAUGCCAAUGAGGAGGACCUGAUCGUCAUGUUUGUGGACAGCUAUGAUGUGAUUCUAGCAGGGACGCCGCUUGAACUUCUCUGGAAAUUCCAGCAAUUCAAGAGCAAUCUGGUCUUCUCUGCAGAAAGUUUUUGCUGGCCAGAGUGGUCACUGGCUGAAAAGUACCCACCGGUAGCUGUGGGCAAGCGAUUCCUCAAUUCAGGAGGAUUCAUUGGCUAUGCCCCCACCAUCAAUCGCAUCGUCCAGCUAUGGAAAUACAAGGAUGACGAUGACGACCAGCUCUUCUAUACACGCAUUUACUUGGACCCAGCCUUGAGGGAGAAACAUGGGAUCACCCUUGAUCACAAGUCAAACAUUUUCCAGAACCUGAAUGGGGCCAUUGAGGAAGUGGUUCUGAAAUUUGAGCCAACCCGAGUGCGAGCCCGAAACGUGGCCUAUGACACUCUUCCCGUUGUCAUCCAUGGCAAUGGGCCCACCAAGCUACAGUUAAACUAUCUGGGCAACUAUGUCCCUAAUGCCUGGACGUAUGAAGGGGGCUGUGGGGCGUGUGAUCAAGAUCUCCUGGAUCUGUCAGAUUUGCCAGAAGAGUCAUACCCACACGUGCUGAUCGGCAUUUUCAUUGAGCAACCCACACCAUUUUUUCCUCAGUUUCUCCAGCGGCUUUUGACCUUCGAUUACCCUUACUCACAUCUCAGCCUCUUUAUCCACAAUCGUGUGGUGUAUCAUGAGCCACACAUCCAAGCCGAGUGGGAACGGCUCCGUGAGGCCUUUGACAGCAUCAAGCUUGUAGGACCAGAGGAGGAACUAAGUGAGAGUGAAGCAAGAGAUAUGGCCAUGGAUCUUUGCCGACAGGACAACACCUGUCACUAUUACUUCAGCCUAGAUGCUGACGUGGUGGUGACGAACUCCGAAAUCCUACAGACCCUUAUUCAGGAGAACAAGAAAGUGAUUGCUCCCAUGAUGUCCCGGUAUGGCAAACUUUGGUCUAACUUCUGGGGUGCUCUGAGCCCUGAUGAAUACUACGCCCGUUCAGAAGACUAUGUAGAGUUGGUCCAAGGCAAGAGAAUUGGGAUGUGGAACGUCCCCUACAUCUCCCAGGCAUAUUUGCUACGAGGAGAGACCUUACGCCGUGAGAUGCCCCAGCGCAAUAUCUUCACGUUGGAUGACACAGAUCCAGAUAUGGCCUUUUGCAAAAGUGUGAGGGAGAAGGGCAUCUUUCUUCACAUCAGUAACCGGGAUGAGUUUGGACGCCUUCUUUCGACCUCUAGAUACAACACUUCCCGGCUACAUCCUGAUCUCUGGCAGAUCUCAGAGAAUCCUUUGGACUGGCAGGACAAAUACAUCCAUGAGAACUACUCCCAGGUGCUAGAGGGGGAACACUAUGAGCAACCCUGUCCUGAUGUUUACUGGUUCCCAGUGUUCACCGAUCAGAUGUGUGAUGAGCUCGUGGAAGAGGCAGAAAAUUUCGGUCAAUGGUCUGGGGGGAAGCAUGAGGAUACCCGACUAGCUGGUGGCUAUGAGAAUGUCCCUACUGUGGACAUCCACAUGAACCAAAUUGGUUUUGAGAAGGAAUGGCUGCAGUUCCUGCGAGACUACAUCGCCCCUGUCACAGAGAAGCUCUACCCAGGAUACUACACCAAGGCUCGAGCGAUCAUGAACUUCAUGGUCCGGUACCGUCCAGAUGAGCAGCCCUCACUCCGGCCCCACCACGAUUCCUCCACUUUCACCAUCAAUGUCGCUCUCAACCACAAAGGAAUCGACUAUGAGGGUGGUGGCUGCCGCUUUAUCCGCUACAACUGCAAAGUGGAAUCUCCUCGCAAAGGCUGGAGCUUGAUGCAUCCUGGGCGCCUCACUCACUACCAUGAAGGCUUGCCUACCACCCGCGGCACCCGCUACAUCAUGGUUUCUUUUGUGGACCCCUAACACCAGCUCCCAUGCUCCGCUCGGCCCCAGGGGAACUGAGUGGGCUACAGUGGUCAACACACUGAAGGCCAGAGACUUACAGAAAGCAGAUUGGAGGACUAAGAAGAGUGGUCGGUCUCCUAUUUUCCUCCCACUGACAUCUGCCUUGGUGCCUUCAAAACAAAGGACUGAAAUGGAUGACUACAUGCCAGGGUGUGGAAAGACAUGUUCCUUGCCUAGCACUGAACUUUGGGUCACUACUAGUGCCAGGAGUGACCACUGCUGCCUUGUGGUGUUCCACUAACCUUCCCUCCACAUCCUAUAGGUGUUGAGGAGCAAGUCAACACUGCCAUUACGCAGAAGACUAUAAACUCUGCAUCCUUCUCCCCAAAUAUCACCUAAGAUGUCUGCCAGAGAACCUUCCCCUUCGUCCUCAAUAUGGCUUAGUCACAAUGGACUUUAUUAUAGGACUCUUAAGGGUACUUCUUAUUUACUGGCCACUGUUCUAACGUAUUGUGCAGGUAUUCUUUUUCCCCCCUCCUUUUUUCCCUUAACAGAUUUUUCUCUGGUAAGGAAAAAAAGAAGACAGAGGGAAACAGGAGAGGGCUGCCAAAGGAAGAUGGUAUUGUCUGCUCCUCGUAUAAAUGUAUACAAAUGAGGGUGUUCAAUUUCAUCUGGAAAUAGUCGAUAUUAGCCGUAGCACAACAAUUCUUCAUCAAAUCAAACCAUACUGAAUUUCCAAAGAAUUAUGAUGUAUACCUCCCAUUUUCCCUCAGGUCUUUCUGGCCCUUCUCUUUGUAUUCUUACUUGAAUCCCAAAACAUUUUUGUUUUGUCUUGUUAUGCCAGGACUCACAAGCUGUGACAUUUGUGGCAAAAACAGGAAUGUUUCUGAGUAACUGCAGAGUACUUUUCACUCAUCAGUAUCCAUCUUACAUGUUACAGGAUUUAGGGGAAAGGGGGAUUGUGGGUUCUUUUAGUGCAGGAAUUUUGAUAUUGCUCUUUUAAAAAAUGAGAAGACAGAGGGUGGCCUGUAAACCCUGAGUCUGCUUUGACCCCUUAUCGCCACCUUGAGUCCCUAUAUUGGGAGAAAGGCAGGAUAUAAGAAAAGAAAAUAAUAACAAAAAUAAACAAAUGAUUGGCAUAGGAAAAUUUGAGGUAUCCCAGUUAAUUCCCAGUGUCAUUUGGGGUACUCCAAUUAAUUUCCAGGGCUUUAUCAGCCAUAGGGAGGAAUAGGGCAGAAGGGGACUUGUCUAUAUACUUCUUGUCAACUAAAUUGGGGCAGGAGAUGGAAGCAGAACAGACGUUGGGUCAUUUUCUCUUGUAGUUAACCCCCAACAAAUGUUCAGCUGCUCUACCAACUACCUAAGUCGUAACAGGAGUGCCAGCUGUAUGUUCACAUUGUUAAAAAUUGUUCAACCCAGUGACCAAGACAACACAUGCCACACACACCAAAUACUCCUUGACCCACUUGAGUGGCAUCAAGAUUAUCCCAAAGAGCUACUUAAAGUGUGAUUAAUCUCCCUCCCCCCCCAGUCUUAUGUGGAGAUUAUCCUUUGUGGGGGUGUUUCUUUGAGUUCAUUGAUGUUGUUGAGCCAAGAACUCCCACAAGGCAGUAGGAGAGCUCCGGCAGGCACUUAAUGGCAAGAGCCUUGUGUAACCUCCUGUAAUCCUGUGGGCUUUUGGUCCCCAGCCUGGUCUGGCUGAUGGGGUGGAUGUCUGUCAGCUGCUUCCUUUACAAAACAGAGCAUUUAACUUAUUGUUUGUUCCAAAGUACACCAAAUAAACUGUAUAUUUUAAAUUAGAA
Sceloporus undulatus (fence lizard) is the source of this 4250-nucleotide messenger RNA. RefSeq names its product procollagen-lysine,2-oxoglutarate 5-dioxygenase 3 (gene PLOD3). The transcript has 19 exons. NCBI's taxonomy places the organism in Eukaryota, Metazoa, Chordata, Lepidosauria, Squamata, Phrynosomatidae. Gene Ontology annotation, molecular function: procollagen-lysine 5-dioxygenase activity; iron ion binding; procollagen glucosyltransferase activity. Bases 76 to 2466 code for a protein of 796 amino acids. Gene Ontology annotation, biological process: peptidyl-lysine hydroxylation. The record is from RefSeq and is a predicted model, not a curated record. Gene Ontology annotation, cellular component: endoplasmic reticulum.